This is a messenger RNA of Cinara cedri, 5305 nucleotides long. The record is from the annotation of a GenBank genome assembly. Lineage: Eukaryota; Metazoa; Arthropoda; Insecta; Hemiptera; Aphididae.
AUGACUAUUGUGCAUAUUUCAAUGGAGAAGGAGCUGUUCCUUGGUAAUGGAAAUUAAUUAAAUAAAGUCAACACAUUUGAUUUUUGUAAUUAAUUAUUGAAAUAUACAUUUUAAUAUUAUACUUACAUAAUUUGAGUAUGUAUCCCUCAUAGUCACAUACGGUUUUAAAAAUGAGUUCAUUUUGGUAAACCAAACUCGUGUAAACCUACCAUAAGGUUCAGACGAUCAAAAAACUAAAAUUCUGUAGUGAUAGGUGAAAUAUACCUGCGUAAAUUUAAUUUGUAUGAUAAUUAUCAUAGGUAGUACCGGGAGUGCAUAAAAACCUGGAAUGCACAAUUCUUGAAAAUACACAUCUUGAAUCCAGAGAUUUAUCGUUAUUGUAAUUUGAACCAUACAAACCUGGAAUAUAAAAAUCUUGAAAAAUAAUUUUCUUUGUACUUUCCAGAUAUGUAUUUUCAAGAAUUGUAUAUUCCAGAUUUACACAUUCAAGGUUUGUACAUUCCAGAUUUUUACGCACUCUUCCUGGUAGGUUAGGUUAGAUUAGAUUACGCCACUAUUAAUUUUUGCGACCUUUUUAUAUUACUAUUCUAUUUAUCUACCAUCUAUCAGUAAUAAAACAAAGUAUUUGUACUAUGUACAAAUUUAAUAAUUUUGAUGUAAUACAAAAAUAUUAAGAAAUAACAAAUUGAAAAGUUUGUUUAAUGAAUGACAUAAUUACACAUAAUAUUUCUCUAGAGUAUGAUGAGUCAUAGAAACAAGGAAUUUGCUACUACAAAAUUUAUUGCUAGUUAUCAAAGAAUUAUCAAUAACAGCUUUUGAAUUGCCUAGUGCAUUUUUAGAAAUUUAGAACAAAAAUUAUUAGAUUACUUAACAAAAAUCCUAGCUAUGAUACUUUAAAUAUAAUUGAUGCUUACAUCAAUGGCACAACUAUUGCACUGCCCAACACCAUAACCAGUAACAUGUCUUCUAAGUUUAAAUACUGUCUUGUGAUGUUAAACAGUCUUUUUCUGCAUUCAAGCUAAUUUUGGAUAACAAGUGCCAUUGCUUUACAAUCAACCACUUGGAGCAAAAUUUGGUUUUAUACCGUUGUGAGAACUAUAGUCAUAAAUAAAUAUUCUGAACAUAGUCAUUUUUUUUUUUUACAAUAAGUUUCAUCAUCAUACAAUUGUCAAAAGUGUGUUUUUAAUUUCUUUAUUAGUGCAUAUUUGAACAUGAUCUAUGCAUAGUUCAGCCUUUAAUGCUUCAUAUUUGCAUACCUAUAGUAGUUUUGUUGCUUCAUAUAAUCCGUGGUUUAGUGAUGACCAAAAAUGUGGUCAUUAGGAAAGCUCUUCCCUCUUUUAAUCAGUUUCUUAUAUUCUUGUUUAAUCCAUUAAACAUUGUCUAAUGUACGUCCAAUUCCACACUGUUGCAAAAUUUGCAGAAAACUGCUAAAUUUUAAUGAUCCAGUUUGCUCAUAGUUUUAUUUUUACCAAAAUAUUUACUACAGCAUGUGGGCUACUAAAUAUGCUGGGUAUGUAAGCUUCAUAAUUACUAAUUAUUUAUUUUUUUUACCGCAAUGUGUGCUUUUAGGUAAAUUAGUUUUAAUAUUUUACUAAACUAUUUUUAAAUAAAGAAACAUAAAUAUAUUAGUACCCCUUAAUAGACAGACUUAUUAAUAACUAGUAACAAGUAACAAUUAGUUACUAGGUAUGUACACAUUUUCAAGGAGCAGUAUUAUACAUAUAAGAACUGUUGUAAUCUUAAGUUUUUGUUUUUGUUUUAUUAUUCUUUUAUCAUCACACAUUGUUUUAGUUCUAGAUGAGCUUAUUUAUAUAUAUAUUUAGUUUUGUUUUUUAGUUCUCUAUUGUGUAUUUUUAGUAUAGAAUUCUGUGUCUCUUCCACAAGUAUUGCUUUUAGUUGACAUUAUCAUUUUGUAUCUAAUUGCCAAUCUUAUUAUGUAUUCCAGGAAAUUAAAUAAAAUAUAUAUUAUUAUUAUUAUUGUUUUUAUAAGAAUAUCUCUAAGGACUAAAUGUGGCUUCACACUAGACUAUUAGUUUGAAAUCCAAAGAAAACUGAAAAAUUUCAAAUCUCUAUACUGUUCAAAGUUGUAUUUUUUACUAUACCAAUCCAUCGGUCAGUAUAAAUAAAAAUACAUCUAAAUUCCUAUAAUGAACGUGUGACAGACAUAUACUUUGGAUAAAUUGAAAAAAAGCUAUAAUAAUAGUGGUUACUUCUGCAUCAAAACAUGAAUAAAAAAAAUAUAAUAUAAUGUAUUAUUAACGAAACAUUUUUUUAAACUAUAUUAUUAUUCCGGGGCUUUAUUUUCAAAAUACCAUCAAUACCAUUAGGCAUAACAUUAAAAAUAAUAGUAUUUUAUUUAAUUAUUUCAAUGAAUAAACAUAUUUUUUAUUAAUCAUUACCAACAUUAUUCAUUUGCCUAAAAUUUAUAUUAAUCCUAGUCACUUGCAUGUAUUUCUUGAACAAUUUGUCACAUUCAUUGUCAUAACUGUAAUCUUGAUUAUUUUUAGGUAAUAAAACUUUUGGCACACCAUGGUAGCAUAACCCGCUUUCUUUGCUCAUAAUGAUAAUAUCUUCAGAUCUUAGAAGUACAGCAGUUGGUUUAUCAUCUAAUGAGUGUCCUCCAAUCAGGAAUAUGGCACUCAAACUAAAACUUAAAAAAACAGUAAGUAUAAUAUUAUUAUUACAAUUAUUCGAACAAUAGUCUGAUCUUUUGUUUUACCUGAUUGACAAUAGUGGAGUACUGAGAUUAUACUCUGAAUUAUUGAUGUAUCCAGACAGUUUUGAUGAUGGAUGAUAGAAGUUUACAAUAGCUGCUUCCGCCAUGAAUUCAUUGGGGAAUUGUAACCAUUUAGUUAUAGAUUUACUGAGGUCAGAUAAAUCUGUUGGAAGUUCAUCUUUUGCUGAUUCAGAAUAUACCUGACAAAAAAUUUAAAUGAAAACUAUUAUUUCAUCCACCAUUUUAAUAAAACUAAUAUAAAUUAAUAAUUUAUGUGACCAUAAGAAUAAAUACAAAAAUUAAAAAUCAAAAGUAGAAUAAACAAUACAAAUAAUAAUUACAAAAAAAAAAUUUACAUUGCGAUCAAUAUUUUCAAUUUUGUUUAUAAUUUAUAAUAUUUGUAAAAUGCAAACAGCAAAAGGUAAAUUUAUUCUGUUUAAACCUUUGUAUCCCAGUCAUUGCGAUAUCCAAGUGUAGCGUAAUUGAUCUCUAAGUUUAACAUUAUUAGUCCUAAAAAACACUAUAAUACUAUAUGAACUCAAAUUUAAAAAUAAAUAUUGUAAGUUACUAUCAUAUUUGUGGUAAUAUUGGUUUUAAAUGAAUUCUAUCAGCAAAGAAUUGAAUUUAUACGAAGUAUUGCAAGGCUGUAACAUAUUUAUGUACAGAAAGCUAACUAAUACAUUCAAAUUUAAAAUACUUAAUUAAUUACUUGCAAAUAAAAAUAAUAUUUUAAAACCAAAAUGUUUUGUUAUUAAUAUUACAAAAGUAAUUAUUAAGUGUAUGUUAUAUUUAAUGUACAGCUACAUUAUUUACUGAAGUCCACUAGUCUUAACCAAGCUCAAGAAAAUGGUGGUUAUCAAUAUUUAAACAAUUUGGUUUCUUAGUGUAGUCUGCAAUGUAUCUUUUCAUCCAAUAUUUUUUCCAACUGGUGUGAAUGGAUUUUUAAUAAAUAUUAAACCUGAGUAUAUCAAAUAUAUAAAAUAAUGUUAAUAAUUAUUUUUAAAUUUAAUUAAGUUUUUUAUAUCUUACCUGGUACAUUUAAAAUUUCAUAACAAUUCCAAUUAGAUAAACCUCUUUUCAAUCAUCAAAUUUUUCUUUAUUAUAGAUUGGGUAUUUUAAUUCUUAGUAACUAGGUAUGCAGUGGCAGAUAGGUUUAUAUAUUUUUUUUACCGGGAAAUAAUUUGAAUAAGGGCCCCCAAAAAAUAAGAUGCGAGCACCUUUUUUUUAAUACAACAAUACAAUACAAAACUAAUUAUUAAGUAAUAUAGGUACUCUUAGUACAAAUUUGUUUAUUUUUCAUUGUUUUAAAUCAUAUAAGAAUAUAAUAUAAUAAUAUAUUUUACAUCUACACUUUUUUAAGUUAAUACAUUAAUAUAUUUUUGUCAAGACUCACUAUUUAAUGCAACCUUAUUGAUUACACUAUCUGUACCAAUAGAAGUUAAAAUAUCUUUUUCUACACUCGUGAGUACAAAACUUUUUAAAUGAUCUUGAGUAAUUGAGUUUCUCAAGAAAUUUUUAAAAUAUUUCUUUUGAAAACUCCGUUCACAACCUAGUUGUGUGACUGCAAAUGAUAAAAGUAGUUUAUAACAUAAAUACAGAUAUAGCGGAUAAAUAUUAGUGUAUAAAUUAGUUAACUAAAUAAAAUAUACUUAACUAAAACACUAAAACAACAAACGACACAACACUUUACAGGUCUGCUAGUAUUAUCUGCUUGAUGAGUAGAUAUUUCUUCUGACAUAUUUUCAACACUAAUAAAAUAAACUAAAUUAAUAUUAUAUAUCACUGAAAACAUUAUUCGUAGCAGGUAAAAAUAUUGUAUGAUUGUGUUAUAAUAUUAAUUAAUCAUUGUUUAAAGACAAUAUUUUAGAAUUAUGAAUACAUACCAGUACUAUUGUUUGAUUCAUCUGCACUUUCUUCAAUAUUUUUUUUUUUAUUCAAAACAUUUGCACAAUUUAUUUUAAGCUUAUCCAACUUUGAAACAAAUUCUAUGUACUCUAGACGAAGCUUAUAAGAUAAAUUAGUUUGAAAUGGUAAAACUUUUGUAAAAAUAUUUUUCAAUGCAUCUUCUGGCAAAUAGUCUUUAGUAUAAAAAUUAUUUAGGUCAAGGCAAUUAAAAUCAGCAUACAAUUCCUUAGAUUUUUCUAGAGUACAACAAUUAGAACUGUGAAGCAUGAAGCAUUAGAAUAUAUAGUUGGUUAUGUGGCUAGGCGAUUUGAACAUAAAUAUCCCAAUUUAGGCAAAGAAUCUUCAGUGUCAUUGGAUAGUUCAUUAUCAACCAGCUGGACGCAACAUAUGUCAAGAGGCCACUUAAUUACACCAUCGGAUACAUUAAUGAGAGUUGCAAAAGUAAUGAAUAAAUACUUUGAAGCAAUGCAUGGUACCUCAUUCAAUAAAAAUCCUAAAGUAAUGGAAACAUUAGAAACACAAGUUAUUUUUAAAAGUAAUGAUGUAUUACCAGAUGAAGUGGUAAGCUGUUUAAUCCGAACCCGAACUUUAGUAAGGUUCAAUCAUCUCAAUACAAAUAUUGUCGAUAAUGCUCCAACAGUUGGAAAUAAGACCAAAAUAAGAACAUAUAUAUUAUGCAUUUAA